Molecule: messenger RNA, 588 nt
Organism: Penicillium manginii
Lineage: Eukaryota; Fungi; Ascomycota; Eurotiomycetes; Eurotiales; Aspergillaceae
Exons: 1
Coding region: 1-588 (195 amino acids)
Source: RefSeq, a predicted model, not a curated record
AUGUCGACUGCCAAAGGUUUAGACAGCGAGGGAAAUCCCGUGGCGAGCAGCAAUCCGAAGCUCAAGUCGGCCUUUGAUGUGGCCAAUAUAGGCCACUGGCCAGAUUUUGACUGGCGCAAGGUCAACGGUAGGCCUCAUUAUCGUGUCGUGACUAACCACUACGCUUUCCCUGCCAGUUGUGGACAGCGCUUCGGCGAGGCAGCUCCACCAGGCCAGGACUCUGUGAGAUGCAAAGAGGGACGUGGCGCUUUUGCGACGUGUAGAAUUGCAUAUUUGCCUCAAGUAUCACACAUCAAUGGUGGUGUAAUGCGGUCCAAGACGUUAUUCGGUGGUGGAUGUAUGGGAUGUGGCCUCAGUGGUAUUGGACAAGAAUGCUGUCUGCGGCAGCCCCCUGAACCGCAGUGGGUACGGGAUUAUUUCAUGGAGAGAGUUCCGAGUCUUUACGAGUCAGAGAGCAGUCCAGUUGCUUUCCAGAUUGGUCCCCUGCUCGUUUCUUUCUUCGCUUUUGACUUCGCUGAGUUGACUCUGUCCCAUAUGAGCUUGUCGAAUCCUUUUACUACUCUUCUCCCAUUCUCUUUGUUGAAUUGA